AUGCAACUAUUAGAAACAAAAGUGCUCAAUGCUAUUCAUCAAGCACGAUAUGAACAACUUGAAUUAUAUAUUCGUCAUAAAUAUAAUUUAAAUGUAUCAACAGAGGAUGGUCGUAAUGGUUUAUUUUUUGCACUUGACAUUUCUGAUGCUCGUCAACGUCGACGAAUGAUAAAAUUUUGUUUAGAUCAUGGUAUUAAUCCAUUACAAAAAGAACAUAUUAAUGGUUAUACACCAUUACAGGAAGCUAUUGCUCGACAACAAGUUGAUUCUGUUCAACUUUUACUUGCUAAUAUUAGUGGCGAAAUUGAUUGGCAUGCAUUUGAUGCUCGUGGUCGUACAAUUCUUCAUCAAGCAGUUGAAUCAAAUAAUAUAGCUAUACUUGAAUCUCUUAUAAAUUUAAUGAAUCAUUAUGGUGUUUUAGUUGAUAUACCAGAUAAAAAUGGUUUAACACCAUAUUUAUUAGCUACAAAACUUCAUUUACGUGACAUGGCACAAAUACUUGUAAACAAAGGACAUGCUAGUCAACGUCAAUGUGAUUUAACAACACAUCGUACUGCAAAUGAUUGGGAAAUUGUUGGUAUUGAAGCACAUUCUUCACUCGUACGUGAUAAACUUCAACAAGAAAUUAAUAAUGCUAUGAAUGAAGGUAAAAUAAAUAAAGUUAAACAAUUAAAACAUAUUUAUGAUACACAAUUAUUAUCACCUCCAAAUCAAUUAAUUCGUUCUAAUUCUUUCAUACCAAUCUUACCUAUGUCAAGUUCAAAUGAUAAAUCAAGAAUGUCUAUUAAUGAAAUGAUUGAUCGAUUCCCAGGAGGUGUUGUACCUGACACAUAUAUAACUAGUAUAAAAGAGCCACAAAAUUUUCGUUCGAAACAUGGUUUACAGACAUCACAAUCGUUUUCAACUGCACUUCCAUCUAUAUCUACUACUCGACGAUAUCGACCACCGUUAACAGUCAAUGCAUUACUAGACUUAUUUCAGGUAGCUGCCGAACAAUUUGCACCAUCAUAUCGUUCACCAAUGAGAAAUAAUCCCGAAAAAUCAUUUGAUCAAUAUGCACGUCGAAAUGAUUCAAAAAAUCCACAUCGUAGUACAUUAGCUACACUUAAAACUGAUACAAAUGCAUCAUCUACAGCAAACCGACGACUUUCAAAUAAUGCUAUUACAAAUAAACGAGUUGCGUAA
Messenger RNA from Adineta steineri, 1185 nucleotides. The record is from the annotation of a GenBank genome assembly. NCBI's taxonomy places the organism in Eukaryota, Metazoa, Rotifera, Eurotatoria, Adinetida, Adinetidae.